AUUAAACCAAGAAAAAUGGUUAUUCAGGGCCUUUUUUCAAAUUCAUGUGUUAUCCAAACUAGACUCUGCAAUCAGAGAGAGGAUAGCACAGUUUCAUUCUUUAUUCAGAUGCAUUCCGUCUUCAGUUCUGCUUUCGUCUGUAAAUCAAAUGUUAAUAAUGGUCUAUGUAUGAGCUGUAAUGUAAAACUUUGUUCGUUGAGACGAGUAAGAGAAGCAACUAGAAUGACUAUAACAAUGAGGGACAGGAGCAAGAAUCGGAAACCCUUGCAGAAGGGGAGGAAUCUUAGCAUAGAAGCGAUUCAGACGGUUCAAGCGCUCAAACGUGUCAAAGAUGAUGAUGCCUCGCUGCAUCGAGUUUUUGGUACUAAGUUCAGUCGAUUGUUAAGGCUUGAUAUGAUUGCUGUUCUCAAAGAACUCAUCCGUCAGGACCAAUGCUUGUUGGCCUUUAAGGCAUUUGAAGAUAUACAGAACGAGCACUGGUAUAAACCUAAACUCUUGUUGUAUGCCGAACUAAUAUCCGUUUUUGGAAGGAACGAAAUGUUUGAUAAGCUCGAACUAGUAUUCAGGAAAUUGGAGGAUGAAAUUAGUAUAGAGCCUGACAUUGAAGGUUUUAAUGCAAUUUUGGAAACUUUGCUGUCUUUCGGCAUCAUUGGGCUCACAAUGGAGUGCUUCUAUUUGAUGAAAUCAAAAGGAUGUGAGCCAGAUAGGUCAACUUUUAAGAUUUUGAUAAGCGGUUUAGAAUCAAAGAAAGAAACAAGUUUAUCAGUCACCAUAAGAGAGGAAGCAGAGAAGGCUUAUGGCAGCCCUUUCGAGAUUCUAGAGGAGAACGAAGAUGGGGCGAUGAGUUCAGGAAUGGAUCUUCAUUAAGGGCAAUAUGUCAUGUCCUUGAAAGUCUGGAGUCUCCAGAAGAAAAUGAAGAUGUGGUGAUCAGUUGAGCAUUCUUAGGGGCAGGACUAUCAUGUAUCUGUAAGUCUGAGACGGUAACUUUUCUUUUUAAAGGUCUCGGUACCAUAUCUGCAACUCUUUAGUUGUGUAUAAGUAUUUUUGGAUCAGUGGAGUUGGUCACUGGUAAACCCC
Messenger RNA from Daucus carota subsp. sativus, 1077 nucleotides. Its product is annotated as pentatricopeptide repeat-containing protein At1g62350. Gene Ontology annotation, molecular function: protein binding; RNA binding. Gene Ontology annotation, biological process: chloroplast organization; Group II intron splicing. The coding region runs from base 16 to 867 and encodes 283 amino acids. The transcript is spliced from 3 exons. The record is from RefSeq and is a predicted model, not a curated record. Lineage: Eukaryota; Viridiplantae; Streptophyta; Magnoliopsida; Apiales; Apiaceae.